AUGAAUUCAAACCCUAAUCUGAUUUCCGGUGACCGGAGGUGGAUCCUUCAGAUUCGUCAAACUAUCGAUGAAGAUAUCGAAGAAGAUGAUAUUGAUUUUCCGGUGAGCAUAUUCAACGUCCCAACAAGUUUAGUGUCUACAAAACCAGAUUGUUACAUUCCACAACAAGUAGCAUUAGGUCCUUAUCACCAUUGGAGACCUGAGCUUUAUGAGAUGGAAAGAUUCAAGAUUUCUGCUGCAAGGAGAUACCAAAAGCAAUUGCAAGAUGGUGGUUUGAAGUUCGAACAUAUCGUGGAUCAGUUAGCGGUUUUCGAGCCAAGAAUCCGAGCUUGUUAUCAUAAGUAUUUGGAUUUUGAUGGUGAAACCCUAAUUUGGAUGAUGGCUCUUGAUGCUUCCUUCUUGAUCGGAUUUCUUGAUGUUUACGCUAUCGAAAACGGGUUCGUUAUGAGAUUUUCGUCAAGAACGUUGCGUCUGGGUGAUUUUUCGUGUCGAAGAUUUGCGUACGAUGCCAUUCUUAGAGAUAUUGUGAUGUUGGAGAACCAGAUUCCAAUUUUUCUUUUGGAAAAGAUGUUGGAAUUUCAAUUCCAUUGUUUGGAAUCUGCUCAAAAGUCUUUAACUUCAAUGUUGGUAGGGUUUUGUAAAGAGGUUUCUCCUCUUAGGGUUAUUACGGACGUCCGCCAGGUUCUUCAUUCUACCCAUGUGCUAGGGUUUCUAUACCACAUGAUUGUGGAUCCCAUUAUGUUAUCCCAUAAUCAACAAGAAGAAGAAGAAGAAGAAACACGAUACAAUUUUUUCAAAGGAAUCAUCAAUGGCGUACAAAGAUUUCUUGAAAGAUUGAAGCAUUCGGAACCCGUAAAACUCAUCGAAAAGUUUUCUCCGGCAAUCGUCUCCAAUGUACCCGUCGUAAGAAUCUUUAAACACCAUGUAUUUAAAGAAGAUAAACAGGUUUUAAACGUGGAUCAACGCGAUCAUAAACCUCCAUUAACGGAAGAAAUCUCGAUCCCUUCUGUAACUGAUCUUUCUAAAGCUGGUUUUCGGUUUUCUCCUUCAGCGGGUGGAAUCUUUACGAUUAACUUCGAUGCAAACUCAUCGGUUUUCUUCCUUCCGGUUUUGAGUUUGGAUGUGAACACAGACGUCGUGUUGCGAAACCUGAUAGCGUACGAAGCCUGCAACGCAUCUGGACCGUUGAUUUUGACUCGUUACACGGAGUUAAUGAACGGGAUUAUCGACACCAAAGAGGAUGCAAAGUUGCUUAGAGAAAGAGGGAUCAUGGUGAACAGAUUGAAGAACGAUGAAGAAGUGGCUAACUUAUGGAAUGGGAUGAGCAGGUCUGUAAGAUUGACGAAAGUGCCCUUCUUGGACAAGGUGAUUGAAGAUGUUAACAAGAAUUAUGAAAGAACAUUGAGGGUUAGAAUAGAGAAACUGAUGAAGGUUUAUGUGGUUGAAUCAUGGCAGUUUCUGGUGUUUGUGGCUGUUGUAAUACUCUUGUUCUUGAUGUCUUUACAGGUGUUCUCUUCUGUAUCUAGAUUUAUUCUUAUGUUAAUUAUAUAA
This is a messenger RNA of Cynara cardunculus var. scolymus (artichoke), 1551 nucleotides long. RefSeq names its product putative UPF0481 protein At3g02645. The coding region runs from base 1 to 1551 and encodes 516 amino acids. Lineage: Eukaryota; Viridiplantae; Streptophyta; Magnoliopsida; Asterales; Asteraceae. The transcript has a single exon. The record is from RefSeq and is a predicted model, not a curated record.